Schistosoma curassoni is the source of this 1330-nucleotide messenger RNA. NCBI's taxonomy places the organism in Eukaryota, Metazoa, Platyhelminthes, Trematoda, Strigeidida, Schistosomatidae. The record is from the annotation of a GenBank genome assembly.
AUGAACAUAACAACAACAACGACACAAUCAAACUCAUCUCAACAAUCAAAUACUGUGUCAUUGUCCUCUUCUUCUGGAUCCUCCUCCUCAUCGUCUUCUUCUUCUAUUUCCAACACUAACAAUGCAAGUGGUGCUAACAGUAGUAACAAUAACAACACUAGUACUUCUUCUUCAGUGUCUUCGACUACAAUAAUAAAUAAUACAUUGCAAAAUUCUACCACACCAGCAUUCACUUCAACAGUUGCUGCAUGUCGACUAUUAAACCGAGCACUUGUAUCAUUAAGAUAUUUACAAAGACUUGGACUAGCAAGAUGUCAUUUAACUGGACAAUUAAAAACUUUACUUGGUGGUUUAAGUCAACCUUUGGAGUAUUUAAAUUUACAGGAUUGUUGUCUUUCAUCUGAAGAUAUUCAUUAUUUAGUACAUCAAUGGCGUCCAUUACAUGGUUUAUAUGAAUUGAAUCUUUCACGUAAUAAUUUAUCAGUUGUACCAGAAGAAACACUUUAUGAACUUGUACAAAAUGUUUGUCUUAAACCAAGAGGUCGAUUAGUUUGUCUAUCAAUAGCUUAUACAUGUUUAUCAAUUGAACGAUUAAUUGAUUUACUCAGUCUAAUGGCUGGAAUGGAUCCUUCACAUAGUUUAAAUGAAAAUACUGAAGAAGAUAAUAUAGAUACAAAUUAUAUGGAUAAAUGGAUUGAUAAUAUAUGUACAUUACGUGUAUUAUGUAUUCAAUCAUUUAUUCCACCAACACAAUUACAAAUUCAUCGUAUCUUAUAUAGAAUAAUACGUUUACCAAAAUUACAUAAAUUACAUAUAUUUCCAGCAUUUUAUGCAUUCCCUGGAGAUACAGAAAUACAACAACGUGAACAACGUUAUAAUCAAUUAAUACAUAGUCGUAAUUAUUUAAAACAAAAAUGUCGAUCAGAUAUUGAAUUAUUAUAAAUUAUGAUUUUUUUUUCUUUUUUUCUUUCUUUUUUCUUCUUUUCUUUUUGUUUUUCUUUCUAAUUAUGGUUUCCUAAUGAGAAACAAUCAUGAUCACCUAAUUCAUUAUGUAAAUGAAAUGAGAUAAGAAAUUAGGAAUUAGUUACUAACCAUCAGUCAUGGUGAGGGGGAGUGCCACCCUUAUCAUCAUCAUCAUCAUCGUUUUUUUUGUAUAUCUUUUAAUGAGAAAAACUUUUUAAAAGUGAUACACAUUGAGUGUUUCUUUUCUCUUUUUUUUUUUAUUAAGAAAAAAACAAAAAUAUUUCCAUGUGAAAAUAUUUUUUUUGUUUGUUUUGUUUUGGUUUCAUUUCAUUUCAGUAUAAAAAUAAAAUAAAUUUUAUGCAUCAUU